UGCAAACAAAGUGUAUGGUUAAAGGAAAUUGUGAAAGUUCAGGAUAGAUAGAGAAGGAAUGCCAGAUAUCAAUAAACGAACUUAUUAUGCACGAAACAACUAAGAAUCGAGAGAAAGAGGAAGUUGUCGGAAGUUCUCGUUCACGUGCGAUGUGUUAAGAACAACGUUAUGUGUUAAGAAAAGCUCGUGAUACUCCGUCAUUCGCGAAUCAUAACGACAUUGCAGUCAUUUAGCGAACUUAGAACUCCUCCUAUUCCUUCUUUUUUAUCAAAUAGGGGUGACAUGUUCCAUAAAUAUAGAGCACGAUUAUACAUUCAAUGCGGCAUUUAAAUAUGCACAUUUCAUACGUUGCGCAAUUCUAUUAUAUGGAAUUGAAAGUAAACUUUACCAUUGAUAAAAUGAAACUGAAACUAUGGAAGAUACUUAUUGCUUACUGUAGAAAACACGAUUGUAAGUUAAUAAUAUUUUAAUAAUAUUUUAUUUAACGGUUGCAAUUUUUUGUAAAUAGGUUUGAAGACACUUUUAACGAUAACUCAAAUAAGAUGAUUUGUAUCAUAAAACGCUGGACUUUGGAAACGUUACAAACUUCAAACCUUCGAGCAAAUGUAUAUUUAUCAUCGCCAGUUGCUGCAACAUUCGAGCGAAGAAAUAGAUAAUAUUGUUUACCGUUUUGAAGCAGCAAGGUUUCAGAGUUUUGAAAAUUGACAUAUACCAUACAUUGGACCGAAAAAAUUUGCAGCUGUAGGAUUCUAUUACAUAAGCGAAGGUGAUAAAGUGACAUGUUUCGAAUGUCAAGCAAAGGUAUGGUAUUGGAUAGAAGGACUUUAUUCGCAAAUUUAAUUGUGCUAAUGUACUAAUUGGAGUGGAUCCAGCAGUUAUACCGCCAUUACCAAGAAGUACAGACAUAGGUAUAAUUGUAGAAAUGUAUUUAUAAAUAAUUACCUACAUCUAGUCCUGAUAACCAUAACUUCUCAAUGAAAUUAGAACCAUCAAUCACAGCUAAACUUUGCUGUUUAAGUCUGGGAAGGACUAAGGAACUAGUAUAUCCUGGUUAUACUGGUUACAAUGCUAGACCACAUGCAUUUGCAGCAUGGCCAAAAUCUAUGCCACAAACGAAGGAACACUUAGCAGAUGCAGAUUUUAGAAGAGAUAGUUUACAAGAUCGGGAAACACAAGAUGAUCUUUCUGGAGGAGAUAUGCGGAGAGACCCUAACAUCAAACACCCACCACAAGUGGAUGAUCAUCCUGAGCAUCCUGAGUAUUCCGAAUCAUUAGAGGACUGCACACUGCAAUAAACACAGUGUACCAACUACGAAUAGAUUGCGAAGAGCUGCAGAAGAUGCUGAAAAUUAAUUGAAAGUCGAGGAUUCGAAACUAAGAACUUUCGGUUAGGAAUCCAAGCCUCGACCAACUUAGCUAUCGCUGUUUUAUUUACAAACAUUCUUUAAGAAAUUAUAAUAAGGAGUUGAGAAGUUGAUUGUCAGAAUGUUACGGGAAGAAGGGGGCAAGAGAUAACUCAGUUUGCUCCGCCUGUCCCCACUUCUGACACUGUCACAAUGUUUAGAUAAGGUACAUGGUGUCAGAUGUAGUAGUAGGAUUUAAAUAUCAGCGAGAGGUUAUAAUCACCUAUAUACAUACAUACAGUCUACAAACGUAGAAACAGAGGGAAAGAAAGAAACAGAAAACAAUCUACAAUCGAGUUCUCGAGAUAAUGAUAUUCAGAGUAUUGCAAGCAAUAGAAUCCGUGAAAGAAAGUGUAGAAAAUUUAUGAAUAUAAAAUCACAAAACAUUAAACCUACAGACAGUGCAAGAAUGUGUAAAAUAUGUUAUAACGUAGAAUUAGAAGUAACAUUUUUAGUAUAUAGACAUUUGGACGUACGAUUGUUUAUGUAAAACGUGAUCCUGGCAUGACAACUUGUGUAGCGUGAACCUAUUACGAUGAGUGCACGAGUUUUCUUCUCGCUAUAUUUCAUACGUAUUCAUAAUAUUUCAACAAUUAUACAUAAAAAUACAUUGCACAUACAUGGAUAAUAUAUUUAUGGUGAUUCUGUACUUUGAAUUUUAUUUUUAAAUAUUUUUGACAGACCGUUUCAGUAUGAGCGACUGUAUCUUCUAUAGACCAUCUAACGAAUCGAAUCAGUAUCGAUGAACGAAACACUUGUAUGUAAAAAAUGAUUUUAUUAUUGAUUGGCUAAUACUAGUUAAUUGUCAAUGUUCAUGAAUCUAUAUCAGAAUAAAAAAGUAUUAAUUAUUUCGAGCUUGUUUUGUAGCUGUAUUUAUUCUGUUAUUUAUAUUUGUUGUCAUAGUAUUUGUACACAUGCUAACAAUGAAUAAUCUCAGAGUGUAGCGAAUAAAUUAAUAUUCUGAGAAGUUUUAUAAUGUUUUGGGAUUAUGAAUUCAAUUCUAAUCAAUCAUUCCCAUCUAAAUGAACCCAUUCCCAUUAUGUUUAUAAAUAUUGGCUUGACCUGUUUGAUGAUCGGUAGAUGUCAACACGUUUACCACCCCUUUGAGAUCAUUAUAUAAAUAAAAAUAUUAUUAGAAAAUAACCAUUAGUUAUACCUUAUUUCAAAGAUUUCAAUUCGAGCAGAAUGCCUUCCUAAAAUAGAUUUAAAAUGAAACAUCGGUGAGUGAUCGAUUAAAGAAAUGAAUCCGUUCAUUAUGUCGAGAUUAAACAGAUUAAUUUACUGAUUCUGUAGCAAAGAUUGGCGAAAGCUUACAACACAAAGAAAAAUAUAUUGAAGAUAAAGGAUUAGAAUUGUGCACAAUGCAAAAAUGCUUCGAAGUCGUUUCAUCUAGUCUAGUGGAUUGAAAUGGAUCGCUUCAGUCAUCUGAAGAUUCAUUGUGGUCGAUAAACUAAAGAUAAAACGUUCGCUGAUGAAAAAGAAACGCGACAAAUCAUUGGAAAAAUCAAGCUCUCACCGAAGCUAGGUAAAAAUCGGUUUGUAUAUCGCUCUCUCGAGAUCGAGAAUAGUCCAGGCAAUCAGAGUAGACAAUUGCUUCGUUAAAACGUUAAUUACGCGAAAGGAGCUUUUCAUCGAGUUACCCGAGAAUCCACAUCUGCCCGAUAGGUAUACACAAUCGAUGCUCUGUUAGCGAUGCACGCUACAAUUGAUAUUCCAACUGAAAUCGCUUUACUCAUCGACAAAGUGCUUUCGUCUAGAUUUCAAACGAA
Messenger RNA from Bombus huntii, 3172 nucleotides. RefSeq lists its product as uncharacterized. The coding region runs from base 975 to 1295 and encodes 106 amino acids. The record is from RefSeq and is a predicted model, not a curated record. The transcript is spliced from 2 exons. Lineage: Eukaryota; Metazoa; Arthropoda; Insecta; Hymenoptera; Apidae.